UCUUGCAACUGAUGCAAAAAAGAUGACGAUGACGGUAACAUCAGCUAAGCCUCAGCCUUUGCUCUGCACCAACUACUCCUUUCUUUCAACCAAAGCAUUCAAUUCAAAGUUGUUUUAUCGCCGAUUGCACAAUUCAGCCAUCAAAUUCAAUAGCCAAACAUGGCCUAAACAAAAUCCGCCACAUUUGAGUCCCAUCGUUUGCCGCGCGGCUCGCCGCAAACCCACCGUAGCUGAUGCUACUACCGCCUCUGUAGAGGGCAAUGAUACAGUACGGCGGGUGCUACAGUUUUCUCUCUGGACUGCCGAAGCUGUUUACAUUUUGUGGCUCUUCCUACUUCCCUUUGCUCCAGGAGAUCCAGUGUGGGCUAUCAGCUCAGAAACAGUGAAUUCCCUUGUGGGCCUUUCUCUCAAUUUCUUCUUUAUCUUGCCAUUGACAAAUGCUGUUGGAAUUCGUCUAAUUGAUGCUCCAGUUCUUCAUCCAAUGUCUGAAGGAUUGUUCAACUUUGUAAUCGGAUGGACCUUCAUGUUUGCUCCCUUAUUAUUCACAGAUCGAAAGAGGGACAGAUACAAGGGUUCUCUUGAUAUUUUAUGGGGUUUGCAGAUGUUCCUUACCAACACAUUCUUAAUCCCUUACAUGGCAAUACGGCUGAAUGAGGCUGAUGCCGACUAUAUUCAAAGAAAACGCUCUCAACUAGGCUCCGUGAUGACAAAUGGUGGGCCCAUUGUAGGACUUGUUGGCGGAGCUGUAUGUCUGAUAUCUGUGCUUUGGGCCCUCUAUGGUCGAAUGGAUGGAAAUUUUGGCAGCAUAACAGACAGAUGGGACUUCCUGGUUAGUUAUCUUGGAUCAGAAAGGUUGGCUUAUGCCUUCAUAUGGGAUAUUUUUCUUUACAUAAUUUUCCAGCCUUGGUUGAUAGGUGACAACCUGCAAAAUAUUCAGACAGGCAAGGUGGGUAUAGUGAAUUAUCUUAGAUUUGUGCCUGUGGUUGGUUUAAUUGCCUACCUUCUCUUUUUGAACCUUGAUGAGGAACUAUAG
Molecule: messenger RNA, 1033 nt
Organism: Pistacia vera
Lineage: Eukaryota; Viridiplantae; Streptophyta; Magnoliopsida; Sapindales; Anacardiaceae
Exons: 5
Coding region: 23-1033 (336 amino acids)
Source: RefSeq, a predicted model, not a curated record